This is a messenger RNA of Thrips palmi, 11148 nucleotides long. RefSeq names its product brain tumor protein-like. The record is from RefSeq and is a predicted model, not a curated record. Gene Ontology annotation, cellular component: nucleoplasm; chromatin. Lineage: Eukaryota; Metazoa; Arthropoda; Insecta; Thysanoptera; Thripidae. The transcript is spliced from 15 exons. Gene Ontology annotation, biological process: positive regulation of DNA-templated transcription. Gene Ontology annotation, molecular function: ubiquitin-protein transferase activity; protein binding; zinc ion binding. Bases 292 to 3078 code for a protein of 928 amino acids.
CCAGUCGUUGCUGUCCAGCCUUCCCUGCGACAACCUAGGCUAGGCUUUAGGCGGCGUGCAAGUGUCACGCCAUCUUGAGUCUGGCAUUGCCAUUGCCUCAUGUUUGGUGUUCGAGUAGGGGCAAGUGCGCACCACGACGAAUUACAUCUUUACUACGGGGCGCUGACACAGCUUCAUGACCUCAUGUAUUGAAGAAAACUAUUCGUUUUCUUUCAAGAUUUAACUGAAGCCCCAGCACAUUUCCCUGGGGGACAAUCUUGACUUGUUUUAUGUCUUGGAACCAGUAGGCAAAUGGAUUUACUUCCCAAUGACGGUGACGCCUUCGGGGAUGAUUUCCCCGAUGGUGCGUUGGAAGAUACUAGUCCCAAACCGCAAGUUGAGUACUUCUGUAAAAUUUGCAAGGAAAAAUUAUGCCAACCCAGACUUUUGUCUUGUUUGCAUACAUUCUGUGAGAAGUGCAUUGAUAAGCUUAUAAGUGACGAGUCUGCUAAUGGAAAUGGCCAUGAUCACACUGUUGCCUGCCCCAUUUGUGAGCAGGAAACCAAGGUUGCAGGCAAAAAAGCAGCCGAUUUACCAUCUAACUAUGUGAUGAACAACCUGUUGGAUAUGUGUGCAAUUCGGGAUAUGACUGUUGUAUGCACUAGCUGCAAAACCAAAGAAAAUGCUGUUUCUCGCUGCUCUGACUGUGCAAAUUUUUUGUGCUCGAACUGCAAUACAGCUCACCAGUUUAUGCGGUGCUUUGAGAAUCAUCAUGUUGUUCCCUUUGAAGAACUUCGCCAGCAGACGGCUGGCGAAGAGAAGGACUCGGUUCCAAUCCACAAGCCCAUCUACUGUUCAGUUCAUCCAACUGAGUGUCUUAAGCUUUACUGUCACUCAUGCCGGAUUCCAAUUUGCAAUGACUGUGUUCUAUCGGAUCAUGUUGCUCCACACCAUCGGUAUGAACGACUAACUGCUACUGCCCCAACAUUUCGAGAAGAGAUUGAGAGCUUGGCGCACGAAGUUAGGAGAAAGUCGAGUGUUUUUGAAGUAGCAUCUUCUGAUCUGGAUAAUGCCUUGACAGAGCUCCAAGCUCAGAGAGAUGCUGCUCAGGACCUCAUCAAGGAGACCUUCCAGAGCUACAAGGCAUUUCUCGAGAUGUGCCAGGAAGACCUUCUCAAGGAGCUGCACACCAUCCACAAACAAAAGGAGUUGCGCAUUAUGGGCUCAUACCACAUGGUUGAAAAGACAAUGGACAAAGUGGAUGAUGCUUGCAAAUUUACUUCUCGUCUCUUGAGGCAAGGAAAUAAUGUGGAAAUUGUCUCUCUGGGAAAUAUUGUCAUUGCUCAACUUCACAAAAUUUUGGCAACUUCUCCUGAGCCAGAAGUUAACACCUCCAUUGAAUUUGUUACUGAUGGCACCAAAUUCCAGGCAGCUGUGAAGGCUACCUUUGGAGCUUUGAAAUGCCAAACAAUCACUCCUGAGGUUCCAACCAGUACAGACACAAUGUCUGCCAUUUUCCCACCUCCUCCGCCGCCACCUGGAAAUGCGAGUAUUCAGAUAGUACCGCAGUCAUUGAUGGCGAGGGAUGACAGCAGCCCUUCCCCAACAUUUUCUACCGUUUCAUCCAACGGAGAAAGAACAACUGUGCCUGGUACAGGACGGGUUCAAUCCUCCUACAAUGCGGCAACUACCUCCAGUUUACUAAAUGGCUAUGCUAGUUCUGUGACAAGCAGUCCUGUCUCUUCAUAUGACAGCGAAAUAAGUCAAAUCACUGGAUAUGGUGUCACUGCAAAGCCUGAAACACCGACAGCGCAGUCCCCAUCAAUGUCGUCUUCUCAAAAUGCUCUUUGUGCUGGUCUUACAAGUAUUCAGGAGUACAAUCUAACACAGCUUGCAAGCUUGGCUGACAAGGUUGAUAUGGAAGGCCAUCCAACUUUGUCCUCAAACCCUACCUCACCUAUGUCUUUUAACGACAUACUCUCAGGUAACAUGGGCUCCCAAAACCAAGCUCUGAAGAACUUACAAGCAUUGGCAAAACUUGGUGGAAUGUCAAUUGGUGAUCAUGAUAUGAAUCCUGAGUCAUUGAAUGGUGGAUCUGGUUUACUUGGACGCCCGUCCCCUCCUUCGACUCCUAUGGGACUUACGUCUCCAACUCUAAGCAGCAAAGGAAACAAUUUCCCCAUCCUCUCAGAGACAGAUGAACCAAUUUUGAGUUCUCAUUCAGCCUUCACUGCAGGAUCCUUUCCGAUGAAUCGUGAUGGCGGUAAAGUCAUGGCAAUGGACGUUCGUCUGAAGUUUGGCACAGUUGGCAAUGGCAAAGGUCAAUUCAGUAGCCCACAUGGAUUCUGCCUAGGCUGUGAUGAAGACAUAGUUGUGGCUGACACUAACAAUCAUCGCAUUCAAGUGUUUGAUAAAAUGGGACAAUUCAAAUUCCAAUUUGGUGUUGCGGGUAAAGAGGAAGGACAGCUCUUCUACCCUCGGAAAGUUGCUGUAAUUCGCAACUCUGGCAAGUUUGUUGUUUGUGAUCGAGGCAAUGAGAGGUCCCGCCUUCAAAUAUUUACCAAAAAUGGCCAUUUUGUCAGGAAAAUUGCCAUUAGGUACAUUGAAAUUUUGGCUGGUUUGGCCGUCACACAAUCAGGGCACAUUGUUGCAGUUGAUAGUGUUUCCCCCACAGUUUUUGUCAUAUCUGAAACUGGUGGAAUUAGUUCAUGGUUCAACUGCAGUGACUAUAUGAUGGAGCCAUCUGAUAUUACUGUGUCAGGACGAGAGUUUUAUGUGUGUGACUUUAAAGGCCAUGCUGUUGUGGUCUUUGAUGAAGAUGGAAAGUUCAAACGGCGGAUUGGACGUGAACCUAUUACCCACUAUCCGAAUGGAAUUGAAGUUUCGGAUGCAGGGGAUGUGGUUGUUGGGGACUCUCAUGGUAACAGAUUCCAUGUUGUUGUUUUCAACAAAAAUGGAGAGCAGCUAUCAGAAUUUGAGUGCCCUCAUGUCAAGGUAUCUCGAUGCUGUGGACUGAAGAUAACAUCAGAUGGCUAUGUUGUUACUUUGGCAAAGAACAACCACUGUGUUUUGGUCCUUAACACACUUUAUGUGGACUGAAUAUCUUUAUUCAGAAAAAAAUGUUAAGGUGUCAUGUAUUUGUAAGGUUACUGAGCUCGUGAGGUUACUUCUUUUCUGAUUGGUGAUUGGUCUGCCUUCAAUUGAUUACCAUUGUAUUUGCCAGGCGUUUAUAGCCUAGCUUGAUCUCAUAGUCAUUGUGAAGACAUAGUCAAAGUGGAUAAAGAGUCAUUAUGUUUACUCUCAUCUCAUGUUGAUUUGAGACUUAUUUCAUGCUGAAUUAUCUUGAUUGUGUAUUAUAGUGCUGGCAAUAUGCGCAUUUAGACUUAAAUGUAAUUUGUCUGGUAUGUGUUCAAUGUGAAAUUUUCUCACCUAUACAAAAGCUUAUAGGACAUUUUGAUGUUAUGAUUCAUCAAUCAGAGAAGUGUUAUUUACCUAUUUUUAGACAGGUCUGGUUCCUAUUCAGGCAAGAAGAUAUUGGUCUCUCCCGAGUUGUCUAAAAUGUUACUCUUCAGGGAUAAAACCAAUUGUACUUUUCACCAUAUGAUAAAGACUGAUGAUUUUAUUUUGUUGUUUUUUAUUGAAGGUAAUAAUUAAGUUUGUACUAAUUUAGUUAAACAUGUAUGUCUAAAAUUUCUCGUAGCUCUUUAUACAUGUACUGCCAUUUUGUUUUUUGUUUUUUUGUUUCUCCCCUGAUUUUAUGUUUCCAAGUUGUUUCACUGGCAAAAGAAUGUACAUAGCUCUGCUUGUAUUACUGUGCAUGUUAUUGUAAUUGAAUAAUACUAGUGGACAUCUUUACAACAGCUGUAAGGAAACAUUUCCUUAUUAUGGAACUUAUUGAAUUCAUUAGCUCUUAUGUACUCAGGACAGGUCCCAACUUUCAAUCUAUCAGAUAUAUAUUGUGAUACUGUUUUGAAGUGUUAUUCAUAUGUGAGUGUACGUUUUUAUGUGUGCAUUCCUGUUAUACAAGUGACUAAUUCUGAACAGAACAUGCUGUAAGAAGUGCCAUUUUAUUUGAGUAUUUCUGAAUGUUUGUGAGCUGUAUAGGUGUGUAUUUUUUAAAGUACUUUGUGUGCUCCAAGAUGGUAUUAGAUUUUAAAAUAUUGCCCUUAUUGUGGUGCCUAUUAUCAUAUUUUAUGACGAGUGAAGGUAUUGUUUUCUUUAAUCGUUAAGCUAAAUAUUGUUAAAGAUUAACCAGUUUAUAUUCACGUGUUCAAGGGUGUGUCUAUUUAUGCGCUCUUUGAGUCAUGUGUACCGUACAUGUUCAUAACUGUAUGAAUGUGUAUGUGUGUAUUUACAUUUAAAGGAACAGAAUGUUUAAAUAUAAGUUAUAGAAAACAAAAAUACUUCUGAGAAAAAAAAAAGUUUUGAUAGUGUGGGGUACUAGUAUUGUAAUCCGUACUGCUUACACUCAUAUGGUUUAAGUAGCAAUAAAUUAGUUAAUAGGAUGCCUAUUGAAUUAUUAUGAAACUUCAAAAGAAAAAAGAAUUUUUAUCAGUUAAAUGUAAGAGCUCAUUCAAGAUAUGAUAGUCAAUCUGUUGUAGCUGUUAACUGAUUGUCUUAUUUCAUUGACCAUAUUUCAAUUCUCUAUUUUACUUAAGGAUGUGGAGGUUAAGUCUGUUUAUCACUAUUGGUUCUCUUGUCCAUUUGAUGUGUCUUUUAAUUAAUGCAUUCCUGUUUUGGUGGAUCCAACGACUGACGUUGGAGCUCAUCAAUUUUCAAUUUUGUAUAUCUGAUGAGACAUUUUUAUCAAAGUUUGAACGUAGUCCUGAAUGGAAUUUUGCCGACUCUGACAUCUGUACCUGAAUGGACGGAAUAGAUCUCCAUAAUUUCCUAAUCAAAAUCUAUCAAGAUUCGUUUGAAGGCCUUUCUUUAAAAUUGUUCCUAGUAAUCUCAAGAGUUUUCUAUUGUUGUCUGUAACAUUACCUGCCUGAUUUCUCUAAACGUUGGCAUCAUUAUUGGUAUCAAUGCUGCAAAGUUGGCAGUCAGAUGGAUUUUAUAAUUUUGUGAGACUUGCAGAGCAGUUAUUGUUCAGCAUUCUGACUUGAUAAACAAUUUGUUUAAUUUGUACUACCUAGUUCUCCAAGUUUUGAAUUAUUUUGGUCUUGGAGGCAAAGUUUCAUCAGAAACAACUAAAUUGGAGUAUGAAGAAUCUAUUUUACCUGGUAACAUUUUUUUCAAUCUCCUGUGAUAAUAACGUUAAGCAUGAACCUGGAAACGAUCCUAGGUGUUCUGGCGUAAUUAUUGUUUGGUUACAAUUGCUCCUUAUCAGGACCCUACAUUUUUAGUGUCUAACAUGUGCUUGAAGUAUUUGUAGAUAAAUCUUUCUAAAUUUUAACCUUCACGUGGUAUGUAACAAGAUUAUUAAGAAACUAUUGUGAUUUUUGUUAGUGGCUUCUUGAGAUCAUUUUGUAGCUAUAAUAUUUGUGAUGGAACAGUUUUUAUUGUUCGUAGGAUGGCACUUAAUAUAAACUUGUCUUGUGUGGUAUUUUAUGGCCAUUUUAUUAUGCCACAUAAGGUUUGCUGCGUUUGCUCAUGGGUAGAAUCUUGAUUGAAACAAACUGUUUAUGUCUAAUUAUUGGCAGUUUGUAAAUGUCAAAUCCAGCUGUCAAAUUCUUAAUAUUGUGAUUUAAUUUAUUUUUUAGCAUCGUUUGCAGUAUCAAUACUAUUUGCUAAUCAUAAGUCAGUUUCUGCUUUAAAUGUCUUGAGGUGUUUUCAUGACGUUUCAUAAUUAGUCGGACUAUUUUGUCCAAAUUCGUCAAAUUUUGUUGAUACUGCAAUGAAGAAGGUGAACUUCUUUUGGCCAAAGUCUGCAACUCCUGUGUCCUGUGCAUCUUCUCUGGUGAUAAAUACCUGUUAAUCAUCCUCUCUGAGGUGCUUUGCUUUUGAGAAAAAAUCUCCUAUUCCUAUCUCUAUUCUUUCUACUAAAUUUAUCAUUUGGAAAAAAAAAAAAAAAGGCCCAAUUUGUAACAUUGGUAAAGAGAUUUUGUGUUUUCCUAGAGACGUUCUUACGUCAAAUCCGAGUGACACUGCUCUUUUACUAGAUUGUAGGUUUCUAUUGUACCUUGUGUUCCCUUUAAUACCAGAGUUGGGUGGGUUUGCCUAUCAGUGCAGUUAGAGCAUAACCAGUGUUUUGGGCAACCGGUCUAAUUCAGAGUUUAAUUUCAUUUUCCUUGUUAUAUUUUCUUUGUUACGCACUUUUUCACGGUGAUUUGAGUUUGAGUCAUGGGGGUAUCCAGUGUAGAAAUGAGGUGUAAAGAACUCAACUUACUUAUAGUCUGAAUUGUCAUGGUCUGUACAUCUCCCAUUCAGUAAGACACUUGGUCUUUGUAUUUAAUUGUGUGUAUUGAAGUUUAAAUUUUAAUUAAGCAACAUACAGGGUAAAAUCUUAAUUCUUAGCAUAUGAGAGAGGUGAAAGGGGCAGAUUUCUUAGGUAAGUGGUUGUUUUUCAAAGCAUCUGCUUCGUCUGUGGGAACAGUUUUAUUCUCUUCUUUUUGUGAGGGAGUUGUUGGUGAGCUGCGCUCAUAAGUUUUUGUCUUAUUGUAAAUCUUAGUGGUCUGCACUUUUGCCAAAACUUUUCCAUGAUGUGGCCUUGUCUGACAGGAUGUCCAAAUUUUUUCUCCUCUGCACUUGGGUUCAUGUGCUGAUAAGAAUAGGUUGAACAAAUGUUUUCUUGAUGCUAAAGGGAUUAAUUGCUAAGUUGUUUCAUUCAGCCUAGUAUGUGAAGCUAUGUUCCCUGCUAGUCGUUUUUUGUUCAGUUCACCUUUGAAAACCCAAUUGAAAGUCAACAUAUCAGAAUUAAAAAGUGCAUACAAAUAUAUUCAUGUAUAUAUGUAUAGAAAUUUUUUUAUGAUAGUUGCCCCUGUUGUCACAUUUUUGUGAAAGUGUUUGAUGAAAAACGUUCAGGCUGGUUGUGUUUGUGUAAAUUUGCAUGUUCGAUUUUUCGUUGUUGUUGUUGUUAUAAUCUUGUCUUCCUUUGAACAAGGUGACUCCACCUCUUACUGUAUACUCAGCACUUAAAGGGAGGUGUUUCUUUUAUUAUUCCUCAAAAUCCUUUUGGUUUCGAUAACUGUUUUGACACCCUUGCUCUUUAACAUCCCUACUUAUAAGAAAUGAGACCAAUCCUUAAUUAGACUUUGCAUUGAUUCUGUGUGUUUUGAGUAAUGCGUCCCCGGUUUCUAUGCUCCAACUGCAUUAGGGAAACGCUAUUAGUGUCUUGUUUGUAAUAUCUUAAGUUAAGAACUUUUCUUUUUUUUUUGUUGAUAUUUAUGUAGGCACAGUUUCUCUUUUCCAUAUCUUGUCAUUUCACUGAGUAGUUACUCCUCAGCAGCAUUCUGGUCAGCAGCAUUUAGAGAUUCCAUGCCUUAUUUGCAAGCAUCACAUAUGGUUCACAAAGGUUAUUGUUUCAUGUCUCAGUUGCAAACAGCUUUGAAAGCACCUGCACUCGUGAAACUGUUCAAAGUUUUGAAUCAGCUUUUAACAUUUUAGGAUUGUCGGUCAUGAAAGCCUCUCUGUGAUCAAGUGCAAAUUUCUGUAAACAUCCCUUUAUUGUCAUCCAUGUACUUUUGUGCUGUGUGUUAAGGAAUCAAGACUUUAAUUGAUUUCAUUUUGGCACACGUUUAAAAUACUACAAGUCUUCUUUUGAAAAAAUUAUGAAAGAUGUGAUUACUUUAGAACUAAAAUGUGUUGCAGGUUAUGUAGGAUAAGUGGAAAAUCUAUACAACUCUCUCUUUCUAAGAAUUUUUAUGAGUUUUUUAUAAAUGCUAAAAUAUGCUAGUGGCCUGUAAGUGACCUUUUACGCUUUUGGAUAUUUUCUAAUUUUACAGGGAAAGAAAGUGCCAUUUUUAGUAACCAUUAGUACUGAUUAAUGUGACAUGUUUAUUUGCACAUUAAGAUUUUGCGCCUGACCUUAAAUCUUGUUGAGAAACAGGCUUUUUCUAUUCUGACUCUCUAGAGAAAUGUUAUUUUCAUGGGAUGCUAAACAUGCUGGCAUGAUGCAUAUAUGUGUGCGUACGAUCUGUGUGUCACUCCUUUUCAAAUUUUAGAGACUAAAUAUUAUUGAGAGCCUGCUUUUGGCAAUAGUAACCAAGUUUUACCUUUGACUGAAUGGGCAAUGGCAAUAUUACUAGGUAUUUGUAGAGGCUUGUGUAAUCAUGCAUGUGUACAUAUGUUUAAAUUCUUCUUCCAUAUGAUGGCUAAAGCCCCCAAAAGGGAAAAACUGUGUUCAAAAUUUUGUCCUUUUAUUUGAAGCAAUAACUCAAAAAAGUUACCACCUGCCCCGAGUUGGAUUCAGACAUUUUUGUUUGCCUGGACAAUGGGGUGCAGCUCGUUAAUUGUUUGGUUUUGGUCUCUGUCAUUUGUCUAUAAAUAUAAUACUUAGUUUUACAACCCUUGCAUGGGUGGAAGCCUUUUGAUCAGGAGCGCUAUGAGUCCUGUAUGACCAAAGAAAAUUUAUAAUUCUAUUGAUUAUUUAUAGCAUUUGAAAAUUUAAAUUAUUGAUUGUUAGCUUUUGUGUGAAAGAUAUGCUGAAUUCUUUUGCCCAUUUUGAUGUAGAAAUUGCUUGUUGCACCUCCCUGUUGCACCAUUGUUCUCUGGACACUUGUUUACAUGUUUAUGUCUGCAUUGUAAUCAAACAUUUAGAACUUAUCUCCAUUAAUGAAUUUGUAACAAACAUUCAGAAAGACAAAAAAAAACAAAAAAAAAAAAACAACCAUUUUUUUCUGUUGGGGUGAGUUUGAAAGUCGUCAUUCCCUCCCCCCCCCCCCCAUUUUCCCUCGUUUUGUAACUUUGGUUGUUGUGUUGACCAAAAUGUGAUUUAUUUUCCUCCUGACUAACACUUAUUGCUGAAAGGCAUCCUUCCAUUCUCUUGCUCAACCAAGUUUUAUUUUGUUGUUCCAGUCAGUUUAAUUUCAAUGUACUUUCUUUGUUGCUUGUACAGGAACAAUUUGUAUAGUCUCGACAUCAUUGUAGAUCUCUCUCUCUCUUUCUGCCUCUCUUUUGUCCGGCCCCUAUUGCACAACAAAAAGUACGUGUGCUCUGCUUUUUAAUGUGUAGUGUAGAUGAAAGAUAUGGUUUUGAGGACGUUGCCUUAAUUAUUGGUAAUCCAAUUCUUGUUCAUGUGAGCUGUUUGUUGGAACUCUAGUUGUAGCACUGAAGUUCAUUGCACCUAUGAGUUGUGGGAAGUCAAUUUGUGUAACAAAGGAUAACCAGGGUCUUAAGUUCUGUCAUUGGUGAAUUUUUGUCUGUGACGAAGAUACUCUUCUUAAAUCUUCGCUGAACUUAUUUCUUAUCUUUCGGAGUCACGUUCAAAUGUCUUUUACCAUAUUAAAAGAUAUCUUUAUUUUGUAUUGCAUCAAAUGCUUUGUUUUCAAUGUUCCUGUAUUUUCAGACGUUAUUUGAGAGUUCUAUUGUUUAAAUGCUAUCUAUGUAUUUCCAUAUUUGUGUUCCUGGAGGAGAUACUCCAUGUAAUGUAUUCUAAUUUCUUCAGGUUAACAUUGAGCGAUUAUGUGGUGUUUGGUAGUCUUAUAUGCUCAAUAUUUCAAGUAUGGCAUAAAAUUAAACACCAAUGAAUGCCCCUACUUAGUUUAUUCCUUUAUUUUUUAAACAUUUCGUUGAGGUUGUAAUGACAUAAGGCUUUAAAUGUAGGUAAUUUGUUAACUUGUCAUUUUGCUCUAACUGUCUUUCACUCUGCUUUAUUCUUCUAUAUUAUUAACAUGUCUCCUGUUUUAGUGUUUUUGUUUUUUCAGUGGUUUGUUUGUGUGUGAUUAAUGUGUGAAAGAUAUGAUUUGUUACAUUUUAGCAAUUUGUUUCUUUUUUUUUCCACCAUUCCAAUUUUAUGUAAAAAAAAAAUGUUAUGUAUGAUAGAUAAUGUCUUUUUUUUCAAUGUGAGGUUGUGAGCUACACUCUUUGAAGUGUCUUGAUAUUUUGUAUCAUGAAAAAUGAUCCUGUGUACAGUCCUUAUGAAUGUAAACAAGCUAUUUAGCAUUGGACCACCAGUGUUAUUUGCAUUCCAGAGGAAAGCUAGAUCUGAUGGUCCAAACUCUGUUUGUUUAGAAAACUACCAACAAACAAUUUUUUUUAAUAGUCAAAGGUUACCUUGGAGAAUGUAACUUACAAGCUUAUAUUUUCUUUGUUAGUUAAUUAAGUACUUAUUGUUUGUUUUAGCCCCUCCUUUGAUACACUGUUCCGACUGAUCCUGAUGCACAAGUUAAAUUUUGACAAAAGUUAAAGGCAGUAAACAAAUUUUGCCUGAUGAUGGCUAAUGUCUUGCCGACAUUUUCUAUCGGUUAUGAUGAUGUUUUAGUAGUGCAGAUGUUAUCAUGUAGUCAGUUAAAGUACAAAUUUUUUGUUGUUAAUUUCCUCCAGCUUAUAACUUCACUGAAUUAAUUUUUGGUGUCUUGUUGUCUUUGUGUACAUAUGCUAACAACAACUUUACCAUUUGUUGUAAAUUCAACUCUGGUUGUUUUUUUUUUUCUUUGUGAAGUAUCUCAAUAAUAAUAAUGUAUAAGUUCAAAUUCUCUUCCAGAUAUAUUACUUAACUUUUCUCUUAUCUAAGGUGGUAAUUUUUUCCACAGCAUGUAAGCACAUUUUUUUUUAAAGAAAAUAAUUGGUCUUGUACCAUGCUCAAGUUAAUGCUGUGCAAAAUUUCUUGUGAAAAUAAUUUCCAAAGGAUUUUGUAUGCUAGUCUCUUGUUUUGUGGAGUGUGUCAAAUAGGUUUUCUUUUGUGACCAUUAGGAUUCAUUCAUUUUCCCCCUUGGCCUUCAUUGUAUUGUUGGUUUGAGUUUUUCUCAACAUUUUAAUGAAACAACAUUGUUCUUGAAGUAGCCUUUUGUGACUAUAUAUUGUCCAUCUACUUCAAAUUGUGUGGAGAUUUUUUUUUUCAAAGUUAGGGUAGUUAAAAUUUAUAUUACUUGAGGUGUUUAGCCUCUAGAUUCUUUUAAGGACCUCAUCUAAACGCAAUAGCUAUUGGUGUUUAUUUGUUAAUCGUAAUGAGGAUUAUUAAUUCAUUAUUGUAGUUACAAUGGCUGUUGUAUGAUUUUGUUUCCAUGUAUGUCCAAGUUGAGUAGUAUGAUCGAGUUUUUAACAAUAAAGUGUUCUGAAGUUCCCACUCGA